Hordeum vulgare subsp. vulgare (domesticated barley) is the source of this 706-nucleotide messenger RNA. RefSeq lists its product as uncharacterized. Bases 1 to 618 code for a protein of 205 amino acids. The record is from RefSeq and is a predicted model, not a curated record. NCBI's taxonomy places the organism in Eukaryota, Viridiplantae, Streptophyta, Magnoliopsida, Poales, Poaceae. The transcript has 6 exons.
AUGACCGCGGCCGCGAGCUGGAAGGAGGCUGCUCUGCAGGUGCUCGUGGUGACCGUCGUGCUGCCCCUCGCCACCUACCCGGUGUACGCGUUUGCUCUUGACUGCGGACAGGCGCAGGGCGGGUGCCUGCUUUUGUUGGGCAGCCUGUACGGGUACCUUCUGCCGUCCGCCGACGUGCAACUCUACUCCGCGGUGGUGGCCACCGUGUUCUACCACCGGUGCAUGGAGCAGCAGCGUCCCGAGCUUGCCAUUCCAGUGACGAUGAAGGCCAUGAAGCUAGCUCCAAACCGAGCAAAUCAAAGUGAAGCUGGCAGUCAAGAGAGAGCGAUUGAGCAAACACGCGUUGUGCUGACGAGCGCCGCGUACGUUAACCUGAAGCAAGCAGAGAUCUCCAAAUACACCAGGAACCUUGCUCCGGCCAACCGUGUGAUUCUGUUGUCAGGCCCUGUAGAGCUCUACCGGCAGAUGCUCGCCAAGGCGCUCGCGCACUAUUUUGAAGCGAAAAUCCUCCUACUCGAUCCUACAGAUUUUUUCAUAAACUUCAUGGCAAAUACGGCACCGGUGGCAGCGAGCAGCUUAUUUUCCCAAUCUUACGCCGAGGACCCUCGGUUGCUCUGACCUAUCCAGGAGAUUUAUCACUAAAUGGAGUGAAGGCUUACUGCCAACACCAAUGGUUGAUACUUCCUCAAAUGCGUGCAUUUUCAGG